Messenger RNA from Solanum lycopersicum (tomato), 2580 nucleotides. RefSeq lists its product as uncharacterized. Lineage: Eukaryota; Viridiplantae; Streptophyta; Magnoliopsida; Solanales; Solanaceae. The record is from RefSeq and is a predicted model, not a curated record.
UUUUUUUUCUCUUUAAUUUUAUGUUGUGUAGAGGGGCUAUGACCAAUGAGAUUCAGAACCAAGAUCCAAGAAAGUUGAUGCUCGAGUCAAAAUGUUUUCUCCCAAGACAAUUUUCAAUAAACUUAAAUAGACGACUUAUGUCAGUACUGUUUGUUAAUUAAAUUGAGUGUAGAAGUAGAAACAAAGUGUACUCCCUUGAUAAAUUAUUGAGACUUUUUUUUAUAGUUCAAAAUAUGUAAAUUGUUUUAAGUUCAAAAAAAUUAUAGACUUUUAUGUGUAUCAUAUAAUUUAAUGAGAUUAUAACUACAUUAUUUUUUCUAAUAUAUUUUGUAUCAUCAACAAUCCAAUUAAUAUGGAGUAGGCGGAGUAAUGCUAUUGGGUGCAUGUGGCAUGGGUUUCAUUAAACAACAAGAACCCACACUGCAGUUAAUUAUAGCACAGCACCGACGAGCGGAGUCAGAAUAAACUAUUAACACCCAUUCAGUAUCAGCCAAUCUCAUUCUCUCUGCCAUUUUCCCAUUCAGUCUCUCAACUCUGGCCCUUUCCACAACAAACAAAAACAAAAAAGCCGCUAAUUGUGCAAAAGUUCACUAACUGCAAGUCAUCACCUCCAAAUUUCUUUACUUUUCAAGCUGGAAACUAAAAAAAAGGAACAAAGUCACUUAUAUAAAAGUUUUGCACUCACACCCACUCGAGAAAAAAAGAAUCUUGAUCCCUUUCGACCUGAAAAUACCACUUUGAACUAUUUUUCUUUUUCUUUUUGCUAGUUGCAAAGCAUGCCAAAUUGGGAGCUGAAGCAUUGUUGCAAGCAUGAACAAAUCGUUUUUCUCGCAACUCUUGGCGUUUGUGCUGUUGUCAUUCUUGCACUAUGGAGGACAGUGCUGCUACUACCUUUCAAGCUCGUUACCGUGUUUAUUCAUGAAGCUAGUCAUGCCAUAGCUUGCAAACUUACUUGCGGACAUGUUGAGGGAAUACAGGUUCAUGCUAAUGAAGGUGGCACCACACAAACGCGUGGAGGUGUAUAUUGGUUCAUCUUGCCAGCUGGAUAUCUUGGUUCAGCAUUUUGGGGAAUGGUUUUAGUGCUUGCAUCCACCAAGCUCCUUUCAGCAAGAAUUGCAGCAGGAUGUUUAGUGGUCACUCUAAUUGUUGUUCUUUUUGUGGCUAAAAAUUGGACACUCCGGGGCCUUUGUAUAGGGUUUGUUCUCUUCCUUGCUGUUGUAUGGAUUCUGCAAGAAACAACAAAGAUAAAAAUUCUGCGGUACAUCAUUUUGUUCAUUGGUGUAAUGAACAGCUUAUUUUCUGUAUAUGAUAUAUACGAUGAUCUGAUAUCACGAAGAGUUAACUCAAGUGAUGCUGAGAAGUUCGCUGAAGUGUGUCCCUGUCCUUGUACUGGUGUUGGCUGGGGAGUCAUUUGGGGACUCAUUUCUUUCUUGUUUCUCUGUGGAGCCACAUAUCUUAGUUUGGUGAUCUUGUCCUAAGGCUGAGGAGCUGGAUACUUGACACAACUCAAGGGACUCCCAUUCAUACAAAGUUCAAGAGCAUUCGUGUACCCCUCACGUUGGUUGGCUCCUUACUAUUUAUGGGACUGUAUUUGCCAAAUCAUCUUUGCAAGCUGGAUUACUGCAUGCAGCAUAACUUACAAUACAAACAUGUUUGGGUGCGGCGAGAGGAGAAUCAGAGUACUAUAGUGCUACAAUUAUAACAUUGUUCUAUUUCCUUUCUCAUACACCAAAAGGAAUCUCAGUACAUGAUACAUUUCCUCAUGACUUGGUCUCUUUGACAUUUGCUGUUGUAUACAUCAGUUUCAUUUUCUUCAUAGAACUCUUUAAAUAUUUUGUUAAGUUUAUAUUCUGUCAGUGACAAUAACAUCAUUCCUACUAGUACAAGUUACAACGACAACAUACCCAGACCCCAAUGUAAUUUCAAAAGUGAAGCGUACAUAAACCUUACUCCUGGAGAAGUAAAGGUAGAGAAGUUGUUCCUCAAACACACCUCAGCUUUUGAGUAACAUAUUACAAAGUGGGAUAUAUCAUUCCUCUUACUUAUAAGUUUCAUGCAAUAAGCAUCUGUAAUUGUAGACACAAGUCAAUCUUCCAAACAAAUAGCAGAGAUAUGCAGAGAGAUAUAUCAGUAAAAGAAGGGAUAUAUCAUAAAGAAGGAAGAGAGGGAGGUAUCGAAUCCCAAAAAGAGAUAGAGAUGUAUCCAAGAAGUGAUGCAACCAACAGGAGAUUUUCGAAUUUUUCUAUAAAAUGAUAAAAAAAAUUCCAGAGAUUAUACUAUCCAAAAGAUUAUGAUAUAAUUAUCGACCUAAAAUCACCAAUACCAUGUAAAACCUAAUCUAGACAAUCAAUUGGAUCACCAAAGGAUACACAUGAUAUUGAUGCUAAGUAUGCCAAUAAAAAAUUGCAAGCACCAGAUUAUGAAACUCUAACAAGACCUUAAAUCCUAGGUACAAGAGAGCACAUAAUGGGAGGAAAGAACAACACCAGAUUUAACAAACAAAACGAAUAAUCUAGAGCAUUGCAACAAAGUUUCAAUGAGAUCCAAUAAUCGUCUAAAUACUGUUCUCUGCCUUCAAAA